AUGGCUGUCUGGGAACAACUAGAAGUCUCAAAAGCACAUGUCGCUUACGCCUGCAUUGGUGUAUUCUCGUCAGUCUUCUCCUUAUUCUCGCUUUACGUGAAGGAGAAGCUGUAUAUCGGUGAAUCCACUGUGGCAGGGAUAUUUGGCCUUAUCGUGGGUCCCGUUUGUCUGAACUGGUUUAAUCCUUUGGACUGGGGGAACUCAGACAAGAUCACGUUAGAAAUAACAAGAAUAGUUUUAUGUUUGCAGAUAUUCGCCGUUGCCGUGGAACUGCCACGGAAGUAUAUGCUGAAACAUUGGGUAUCCGUCACGAUGCUAUUGCUCCCCGUGAUGACAGCAGGCUGGCUUAUUAUAGGCCUCUUUGUCUGGAUUCUUAUACCGGGGUUGAACUUUUCUGCCAGUCUGUUGAUUUCAGCGUGUGUUACCGCCACAGAUCCAAUUUUGGCGCAAUCAGUUGUUUCUGGUAAGUUUGCACAAAGAGUCCCUGGCCAUUUGAGAAACCUGCUAUCUGCAGAAUCUGGCUGUAAUGAUGGUAUGGCAUUCCCCUUUAUAUUCCUUUCACUGAAUUUGAUCCUGCAUCCUGGCAAUGGAAGGGAGAUCGUCAAAGAUUGGUUUUGUGUUACCAUCCUGUACGAGUGUCUAUUCGGAUGCCUGUUAGGUUGUUUCAUUGGUUAUGUCGGUAGAAUCACUAUCCGGUUUGCAGAAAAGAAAAACAUCAUCGAUCGUGAGUCCUUCUUAGCGUUUUACGUUGUCCUGGCAUUCAUGUGCGCAGGGUUCGGCUCCAUCCUAGGUGUGGAUGACCUAUUAGUGUCGUUUGCAGCCGGUGCGGCUUUCGCAUGGGAUGGAUGGUUUUCCCAAAAGACGCAAGAGAGUAACGUUUCUACGGUAAUUGACUUACUAUUAAACUAUGCAUACUUUAUUUAUUUCGGUGCCAUUAUUCCAUGGAGUCAGUUCAACAAUGGGUUGAUUGGUGCAAACGUUUGGCGUUUGAUCAUUCUGUCCGUAGUGGUCAUUUUUCUACGUAGAAUUCCGGCUGUUAUGAUACUAAGACCACUUAUUCCUGAUAUUAAAUCGUGGCGUGAAGCACUUUUCGUGGGCCAUUUCGGUCCUAUUGGUGUUGGUGCGAUUUUUGCCGCUAUAUUAGCUCGUGGCGAGUUAGAAGCUACCAUUACCGAUGAACCUACUCCAUUGAACGUAGUACCGACAAAAGAAGAAACCAAACAUUGGCAAUUAAUAGCUUGCAUAUGGCCCAUUACGUGUUUUUUCAUUGUUACUUCCAUUAUUGUCCACGGAUCUUCAGUUGCCAUUAUAACGCUAGGUCGUCAUUUGAACACAAUUACUUUGACCAAAACAUUUACCACACAUACCACUAAUGGUGAAAAUGGGAAAAGUUCAUGGAUGCAAAGAUUACCUUCAUUGGAUAAAGCAGGACGUUCCUUUUCAUUGCAUCGUAUGGAUACACAAAUGACACUUUCAGGAGAUGAAGAAGAAGAAGAUGACGGAGACCGUAAAGGACUCACAGGAGGAGAAGAUGAAGAAGGGUUAAACAAUGAUCAGAUCGGCGGCGUCGAAACAAGCGGAGUUCCUGCCAGACCUAUUGGCGGUAUGCCUAGAAGAAGAAAACGUUCAAUGAGAGAGAAGAGAUUAAGUCGGGGACAAAAACUAAGGAAUAAAGGUAGAGAAUUGUUUUCAUCAAAAUCUAAAAAUGAAAUGUAUGAUGACGAUGAGUUAAACGAUCUGGGCAGAGAAAGACUACAAAAGGAAAAGGAAGCGCGCGCCGCCACAUUUGCAUUAAGUACAGCUGUUAACACACAACAUAAUAAAGAUAUUGGAAUGGGUGGAGAAGAGGAAGAAGACGAGUAUACACCAGAAAACGAAUACAGUGACACUUACAAUUAUAAUGAUAAAGAUAUCACACCAAGUUAUGAAUCUUCUCAAGGAUCUCCGUCUUUGAGAGAACAAAGAAGAUACAUACCGAGAAACCGUUAUGAUGAAGAGGGAGUAGAAAGUGAAAUUGAGAGCCAAGAUGAGACGGAAGACGAAAGUGAAAGAUCUAUGGCCAGCAGCGAAGAAAGGAGAAUACGGAAAAUGAAAGAAGAAGAAAUGAAACCCGGCACGGCUUAUUUGGAUGGUAAUAGAAUGAUCAUUGAGAAUAAACAAGGUGAAAUUCUGAACCAAGUUGACAUAGAAGAUGGCAACAAGCCGAAAGAUGAAGAAGCCAGUAUUGGAAGUACUGCCCAUUCAAGUUUAACCACCACAAUGACCAAUGGAUCUAGUAAUAGUGGGGGAAGGUUAAGGAGAAUAUUGACGCCCACAUCUCUGGGAAAGAUACACUCACUGGUAGAUAAGGGGAAAGAUAAGAACAAAAACAACAAAUAUCAUGCAUUCAAGAUAGACAAUCUGCUAAUCAUUGAAAAUGAAGACGGUGACGUUAUAAAGAGAUACAAGAUAAAUCCGCAUACGACUCGUAAUAAGGAGAAUAAGAACCGUUCAAGGAAUGAUAGUGUUGUAUCAAGAGCACUAACUGCCGUAGGUUUAAAGAGUAAAGGGAACAGUGGCGUGCCGCCGUCACUAAAUGAGGAGAGCGCUGUCGAGGGAUCUUCAAAGAAGGGACCUGGGAUGUUGAAGAAAAGAACAUUGACACCCGCACCGGUAGGAGGAGUCCAAGCAUCACUAACUUUAGAAGAUGCGACAUCUUCUGAAGAAGACCUGGGUGACAGUUACGACGUGGAUGAUAGUGAAGAUUACGACGAUAAUGCAUACGAAUCAGAAACCGAAUUCGAAAGACAAAGAAGGCUGAAUGCGUUGGGUGAGAUGGUGGCACCAGCGGACCAAGAUGAUGAAGAGUUGCCACCAUUACCUGUGGAAGCACACGGAGGGAACGAUGGUCCCGGCGGUGCGGAAGGCAAGAAGAAACAAAAGAGUGCUGCUGUUAAGUCCGCUCUAUCGAAGAAACUUGGUCUUAAUAAGUAA
Saccharomyces eubayanus is the source of this 2973-nucleotide messenger RNA. It is a transcript of the gene NHA1, whose product is annotated as Nha1p. The transcript has a single exon. Bases 1 to 2973 code for a protein of 990 amino acids. Gene Ontology annotation, biological process: sodium ion export across plasma membrane; intracellular potassium ion homeostasis; proton export across plasma membrane. Gene Ontology annotation, molecular function: sodium:proton antiporter activity; potassium ion transmembrane transporter activity. Gene Ontology annotation, cellular component: plasma membrane. The record is from RefSeq and is a predicted model, not a curated record. NCBI's taxonomy places the organism in Eukaryota, Fungi, Ascomycota, Saccharomycetes, Saccharomycetales, Saccharomycetaceae.